This is a messenger RNA of Python bivittatus (Burmese python), 1087 nucleotides long. NCBI's taxonomy places the organism in Eukaryota, Metazoa, Chordata, Lepidosauria, Squamata, Pythonidae. The record is from RefSeq and is a predicted model, not a curated record.
ACUAGUUUGCUUUUGGAGAGAAUUCCGACGCCUGUAGCUGGGGCAGACAACGUUUCUUCAGUAAACCAAGAAUCUCAGAGUUUUAUUGUACUAGAAGAAACAUUGUUGGAUGACUUGCUAAAUUUUGCUGCCACACCGAAAGGUCUUCUCCUUUUACAGAACACAGGAACAGUCACUGAAUGUGUAACUUUCAUGUUCAACAGGUUCAUGAAGAACCUUCAGGCAAGUGGAUGUGAAAAGUUUGGCUACGGAGUAAUUGUUUCACAAGUAGCUGCAACUGCCCCUGGGGCUGUAGCUCUACAAAAUUCGGGAUUUAUAAAGGCCCUUGUUACUGAGUUGUGGGGUGUUCUGGAGUGUGGAAGAGAUGAUGUCCGAAUGACUCACCCCAGAUCAACACCAGUAGAUCCGAUUGACCGAAGCUGUCAAAAGUUUUUUCUAGCUCUGAUAAAUUUGCUGUCCUGCCCUGCUGUUUCUGAACUGAUAGGUGAUCAAGAGAUACCUAAUAAACCAGAGUAUUCUCUUCGUGAAGGUCCUACAGAUAUUAUUGAUAUAAUUGACAGGCUUAUAGUUGUUAACUCUGAAGCUAAAAUCCAUUCAUUAUUCAACUACGAGCAGUCCCAUACCUUUGGGCUGAGGUUAUUAAAUGUGCUGUGCUGUGAUCUAAAUACACUUCUACUUUUAGAAUCUCAGUAUAAGAUAUCAGAAGUGCUUUUAGAUGCCCAAAAAGAAAAUGCCAUCAGUAUUUCUGAAACGUCUUGGGAAUUCAUCAUUGAUGGCUUAUCAGUCGAGAGAAACCAUAUUCUUGUUAGAAUAAGUCAUGUUGGGGGUCCAACAGAACGGAUCUUGCCUCCAAGAAUAAUGCAUAAGGGUGAUGAUCCAUAUCCUUGGCCAAUGUUUUCAUCAUACCCUUUGCCAGCAUGCUAUCUUGCUGAAUUUCCUAGAAAAAACAAUUCAAGGCAAGAUGACGAUGUUAGCAAACUUUUAUCUGCAUUAAAGAAUCCAGAUAAACAGGUGGGAUGGAUUGAAAAUGUCCAAAAGCAGUUUUGUGAAAUCAUGCAAAAGAAACCUGAUGUCCUAAGUGGAGCUG